GCGAAAUUAUCAACGAACGGGGCAUGGAAAAGUCACAGCUAAAACAAGUUUUGUCUGUUUUGUUAAGAUAACGUGCUUUGGUUUAUUUCUUUACACCCAUAGCCGCUUGUCUCUGUGCUGGUGGCCCGUUUCGACGUACUUCUGUGAAAUUUGGGGAGCUCCCUCAGCCAAAGCGUUUAACAAGAGAGGCAAUGCGCAACUACUUGAAGGAGAGAGGAGAUCAGACAGUACUCAUACUGCAUGCAAAAGUCGCACAGAAAUCAUACGGCAAUGAAAAAAGAUUCUUCUGUCCUCCACCAUGUGUGUACCUGAUGGGUUGUGGCUGGAAGAAAAAGAAGGAGCAGAUGGAGAGAGAGGGCUGCUCAGAGCAGGAGUCACAGCCUUGUGCCUUUAUCGGCAUUGGAAACAGUGAACAAGAGAUGCAGCAGCUCAACUUGGAGGGCAAGAAUUUUUGCACAGCAAAAACAUUGUACAUUUCUGACUCGGACAAACGGAAGCACUUCAUGCUUACAGUGAAAAUGUUCUACGGGAACAGCGCGGAUAUCGGUGUCUUCCUCAGCAAACGAAUCAAGGUCAUCUCCAAACCUUCCAAAAAGAAACAGUCGCUGAAGAAUGCAGAUCUGUGCAUAGCUUCUGGGACGAAGGUGGCUCUUUUUAACCGCUUGCGGUCUCAGACUGUCAGUACGCGGUACCUUCAUGUGGAAGGGGGAAACUUCCAUGCUAGUUCACAGCAGUGGGGAGCCUUCUACAUUCAUUUAUUGGAUGAUGAUGAAUCAGAGGGAGAAGAGUUUACAGUCAGAGACGGUUAUAUCCAUUACGGUCAGACGGUGAAGCUGGUGUGCUCUGUGACAGGCAUGGCUCUUCCACGACUUGUCAUUCGUAAAGUGGACAAGCAGACGGCGCUAAUGGAUGCUGACGAUCCUGUGUCCCAACUACAUAAAUGUGCCUUCUACCUUAAAGAUACAGAGAGGAUGUACCUCUGCCUGUCGCAAGAGAGGAUAAUUCAGUUCCAGGCCACACCCUGUCCCAAAGAAACAAACAAAGAAAUGAUCAACGAUGGGGCGUCAUGGACAAUCAUCAGCACAGACAAAGCAGAAUACACUUUCUAUGAGGGGAUGGGCCCUGUACUCUCACCUGUCACGCCCGUGCCUGUUGUUGAAAGUUUACAGCUGAAUGGAGGAGGAGAUGUUGCCAUGCUGGAACUGACAGGACAGAACUUCACGCCUAACCUCAGAGUCUGGUUUGGAGAUGUAGAGGCAGACACUAUGUACAGGUGUGGUGAAAGUGUUCUCUGCGUGGUUCCUGACAUCUCUGCGUUCCGUGAGGGGUGGCGGUGGGUUCGGCAGCCAGUGCAGGUUCCUGUGACCUUGGUCCGUAAUGAUGGCAUCAUCUACUCCACAGCUUUGACAUUUACCUACACACCAGAGCCAGGACCGCGUCCUCACUGCAGCGCCGCGGGAGCCAUACUGCGGGUCAACUCCUCCACCUCACCAUCUUCAUCCUCCUCAUCCUCCAGCCUACUGCUGCAGUCAGCCGUGGACAGCCAGGCAGGAUACGUGGCAGCAGGGAGCGUGUCUUCCUCUUCCUCAGCUAUGUCUGUCUCCUAGCCUGGGAAUCUCAAUGUGCGUUUGCGUGUGUGAGUAAGUGAACCUUUGUGAGAGAUGCUGAUUCGUCCACACAUAGACUUCCCUAGAUUCAUGGGAUACAGAACAUGAAAACGGAUAAUGAUGCGACAGAGAGAGUAGAACGAGUGACAAGACUUCACACAGAGACUGGACAAAACAAAUGAAGAUGUCUCUCUUCUGUUCUCUCUCUCUCUCUGUCUCUAUUUGUUGCUGUUCUUUUUCAAUCUGUUUCCUCAUGUUGGAGGAUGUGGCAACAGAAGUGAUGUGUGCCGUGGAUCAAGAUGCCACAGGAUCAAUGCAUAAGCCUUACAUGAAAUCAAAAAAAAAAAAAAAAACUGUCUCUUCAAAACAAAGCCUUUUUGAAGUAAGUGCAAGCUGGAAAUUGCUUUGAGAGAUGUUGUUUUCUACUAAAGGGCUUAAUGCACUGUUUCGCCAGGCUUGGAAGGAAAGUUAUAGUAAUAUAGUUUUUACGGACCAAGGAAUAUUAUUAUUAUUUUUUUUUAUUGAUACAUAAUUUUAUAAGCUUUAGCUAAGGUACAUUUUUCACCUUUUUCAGUUUUAUAACAUAUAGUAAACUUUUGUUACCAAAUAGUUUUGUAUAUUUCUUGUGAGUGUUUGGGCUCAGAAGGAAAUGGUGCAGGCAUUUUAAAAGCCUGAACUUAUAGCUGCCUUUACUCGUCUUGGCUAAUGCCUUAAGUCUUCUGGAGUUUCACCAGACCCUUUCUCUUUUGUAAUAUGUAUAUUGGUCUUUUUUUUUCUCCACUAAACUAAUAUGUAAUAUUGAUGCCGUUUUUGUGUAUUUGGGAGAAGGUGACUCUUCUGCUUUGUUAAACUUUUUUCUCAUAUGAAGUCUUUAACACAAAAGCUUUAACUGACUUUGCCGGUUGGCCGUGUGUGCCAUAUCGUACUCAUCAGAUACACAUAGCCAUUGAUCUGGCCCUUUUUCAUUGGCUAUAGAUAUUCAAGCUGCCAACAUAACAGUAACCUAUAAAAUAUCCCACACCAAAUUACUUAUAUUUAGUUGAAUAUAAGCGCACAAAAUAAUUUUAAUGGGUCUGCGAUUUCAAAUUAAUUGGUUGACUCAAACCCUGUGGUAGGAUAGGACUGUACAGGUCUCAUUUGCAUAUCAUUCAUGCUUUCAGUGUCAUUAUUUACUGUUAGUAUCAGACUAAAAUCAGCAUGUAGGAAAAUUGCUGCUUUGUUGUCAUGUGGUUUAACCAUAUAGAGAAGUGAGUGUGGUGUGUGGUGUUCUGCAAGUACAGUCAUGUUACAAGUAGCAUGCAUGAAUGAAAGUUUGAGUUAU
This is a messenger RNA of Carassius carassius (crucian carp), 2928 nucleotides long. Its product is annotated as recombining binding protein suppressor of hairless-like. Gene Ontology annotation, molecular function: DNA-binding transcription activator activity, RNA polymerase II-specific; RNA polymerase II cis-regulatory region sequence-specific DNA binding. Gene Ontology annotation, biological process: Notch signaling pathway; regulation of transcription by RNA polymerase II. Gene Ontology annotation, cellular component: nucleus; MAML1-RBP-Jkappa- ICN1 complex. Lineage: Eukaryota; Metazoa; Chordata; Actinopteri; Cypriniformes; Cyprinidae. The transcript is spliced from 11 exons. The record is from RefSeq and is a predicted model, not a curated record. The coding region runs from base 192 to 1607 and encodes 471 amino acids.